AUGCUAUGUGACUUAUAUGAACCAAUAUCCACAGGCCUCUUCAAAGGCUCCACCACCACCCUCGACGGAAUAGGCCUACGACCGAUGCCCGCGGAAAGGCCGAAGACAUUACGGAAACUCAAGUCAGUGUACGAUGCGUCACCCACAGAGCCUACUAAUGUCAACACCAACAGCAGCAAUGGACAGGUGGACAGAAGCUUCAAUGGUACGGAGGAUGAAGUCAGAAGAAGGAGUAAUACGACAAGCUCGAGUCACAGUGGCGACAAAUCUCUCUCAAUACUCAGCCCAUUUGAUGAGCAGGAGGAAUGGGCGAAAAUCUCCGAGAUAAUGGCCUCAUUCGGGAGCAAGCUUGUUCGCGAAUCCGUCUUCGUCUCAGAACUUGAACAAGAGUUCACGAACCGCCUCGGCCUCAGUUGUUCCGAGUCCAGUCUUAGUCCGUCGGUGGCGUCCAGCCUGGGUCUUUGGCUGUCUGGCUUGGGUCUACAUGACUAUGAACCCUUAUUCAUAGAUAGCGGAUAUGAUGAUAUUGAGUUUGUCAACGGAAUCCUGGACGAGAACGACCUACGAGAAAUGGGAAUAGAAGAGAACGAUAGACAAAAAAUUCUAGAAUCAUCGAAACAGUUACCUCUUAAGAUUACAGAAAUAAGCAAUAAUCAUAACAAUAACGUAAUAAAAAAUCAAUAUGGCUCCGUCGACGAAUGGUUACGGAACAUUAACUUAGAACAAUAUAGUGAGACUUUUAGAAAGCAUUUGUAUGUAGAUAUGGAUCGGGUUAGGAGAAUAUGGGAAGUGGAACUGACUGCGGUAUUGGAGAUAAAUAAGCCGGGGCACAGGAAACGAAUCCUCUGUUCUGUGUCAGGGGAGCAUAAUGGUCCGGCGAAUAACAUCGAGGAUAUUAAUGCUGAUCUCAAUAAUUUGAAAAACUAUAUUCAACAGCUAAAAGACGAAAUCAAAGAAAAAUUGCCGCCUUCGGAAAAUUUGAAGCCUGUACCACCGCCUGUCGUUCCCACGCUAGCGCCACCAGGAGGCGAGACUUUAAAACGUAGUAAAAAGAACAGACCUGCUCCUCAACCUCCUAGACCCUCUGAUCUGGAGAUCAGGGCGCCUUCGGAACUGCUAGUCGGAGUACCGGGGGCAUUGAAGACGCAGUGGAAACAUCAGCCAUUCGUACUGGUGACUGGUGCUGUUACAUAUGUAGCUAAUUACUUAGGAUCGACGGUUGUGAAAGAAUUACGAGGGACGGAAUCGACAAAGAAAUCAAUACAAAAACUGAAGAAAACUACCAAAGAGCCACGGGAUUCGCCCGAUAUCAUUCUGUCUAUCAGUUAUCGAGGUGUCAAGUUCCUAAACACUAUAACAAGGGAGUUGGUGUGUGAACACGAAAUCCGAAACAUUCACUGCGCCUGUCAAGACGCCGAUGACCUGACGCAUUUUGCUUACAUUACAAAAGAUCACACCACCAAGAGUCACUAUUGUCAUGUCUUUAGAGUUGCUACUAUGGAUCAAGCGACUGAAGUGAUCUUAACUCUUGGUGAAGCAUUUGAAGUUGCCUACCAAAUGGCCCUUCGAGAACAAGCAAUCAAGAGUAAAGUCACCCAAUCAAUAACGAAAACACCACAGCAUGAGGUAAAAGAAAAGCCAUAUCACGGCAGAUCACAUUCCAUAACAGAGAUAAAGUUGAAUGGUCAUCAACUGAAAAUCGCACCUAUUGCUGCUUCACUAUCUAACGAAGACUUCCAGAAGGACGGAUCAAAGAGCCCUAGGACUCCACUACUGAAAGCGCCCAUAGCGUCUACCGAAGAAUUGUGA
This is a messenger RNA of Pieris macdunnoughi, 1809 nucleotides long. NCBI's taxonomy places the organism in Eukaryota, Metazoa, Arthropoda, Insecta, Lepidoptera, Pieridae. The record is from the annotation of a GenBank genome assembly.